Messenger RNA from Plodia interpunctella (Indianmeal moth), 2488 nucleotides. RefSeq names its product urokinase-type plasminogen activator-like. The record is from RefSeq and is a predicted model, not a curated record. Lineage: Eukaryota; Metazoa; Arthropoda; Insecta; Lepidoptera; Pyralidae. Gene Ontology annotation, biological process: proteolysis. The transcript has 8 exons. Gene Ontology annotation, molecular function: serine-type endopeptidase activity. Bases 103 to 1977 code for a protein of 624 amino acids.
UACCCACAAGGGACAAAUUAAAAACAGUUGUUAUUCAUAUUAGUUGCUUAGUAAACGAACGUUGUCUUCCAGUGUCAAAAGUAAAUAAUAGAAACAAAAAUCAUGAUGAUUAAGUGGCCUUCCCGGAUUUUCAUUGUUCUAUCGUUGAUCUUCCUUGUUGAGGCACGUAAAGAAAAAUGUGAAAAAUGUUUGCCCAUGAACAGCUGUUCCUUUUACGGGAACCUGAGUAAAGAUGAGCAACUGAGAUGGAUAGACAGGUUUGAAUGCCCCAAACCUGACAAAGAAGGUAUUGGACCUCUAUUUGGAUUCGCGCCCACUGCUAAAGGCGACAUGGUCUGCUGUCCAAAUUCAAUUUGGGGUACAAAUACAAAAGGUGACAAUAAAAACGACAGCCAUAAUGCCCAAUAUAACGCUCAGCCAGACCACAGACUACCGAACCAAAGAGAUAUCACGUCUAAUUAUAAUAGCCCAGGUGAGAAAGGUUCUAAUAGACCAAAUGAUAAUUUGAAUGGAAAUAGUAAUGACUCAGGGUCUAAUAGACCGUCAGAUAAUAUUAAUGCCCCGAAUUAUGAAACUCAUCGAUCACCACAACAUCAGGUCAGACAGCCUUACAGUCAGGGAAACUGGGCACCGCGACCUAUUGCCAAUGAUUGGAAUAGAAACAAUCAAAACUAUGGAGGAAAUGGAAAUUCAUUUAAUAGAAACGGGAAUUCAUUUAGUGGAAACGACAAUACUUAUGGCAGAAAUGAUAAUUUCAAUAGAAACUUAGCUCAAAACGGUAAUACCUAUUACUUAGGUAGAAACGGAAAUUCGUUUGGGGGCAAUGGAAAUAGUUUCGGUGGAAAUAGGCAUGACCUAAGUGGAGACAGAAAUUCAUUUGUCAAUGGAAAUAACGGGAAUCAGUUUGGUGGUAAUGGCAAUGCGUUUGGUGCAAAUGAAAAUAUAAAUUCGUUUGGAAAUGGUAAUAACGGAAACUCAUUUGAUGGAGUUGGGAAUCAGUGCCCUGCGACGAGUUUCCCGCCAACUACUGAUUCUGGAUGCUGUGGCAGGGAAGCAACAGACUCCGAUAGAAUUACUGUGCGGCAACCGUGGUACGCUCUGAAUGAAAGGCGGCAGACAGAAAGACCUUGGAAAUCGCUGAUGGAUGACUACAGAAACUGGAAUUUCCACCCGAGAUUUAAACGGCAAGCUAACGUUACCGUUGACAAUCGUAUAGCUGGUGGCAAAGAAACAGACCUAGAACAGUUUCCGUGGACAGUUCUUCUGAAGACCACCUUCGACUACGGCACCAGUGAAGCUUCUUUCAACUGUGGAGGUUCUCUGAUCAGCUCGUACUACGUCCUAACUGCUGGCCACUGCGUCGUCGAAGAUAACGCCAGGGUGAAAGAGGUAGAAGUUUACCUGGCAGAGUAUGACAAGCGCACAUUCCCUAGGGACUGUAAGAGCGUGCUUGGAGAAGGUCGGAAAUGCGUGGAGAACAUCGUGAUGAGAGCCCAGAAUGUUAUCCCCCAUCCCAACUACGACAACGAUAGGCUUUAUAACGAUAUAGCACUGAUCCGAAUGCAGCGGCCGGCUCCUUAUUCGGAUUAUAUUCGUCCGAUUUGCUUGCCACCGAUCAACAUUGACGAGCCAGACUUCUUCAACCUUCGCCUGGCUGUGGCAGGGUGGGGGAGGAAUGGGAAAUACAAAUCUGAGAUCAAACAAUCUACAGUAGUCAACCUCGUGCCCAAUAGGGAAUGUCGAGAAUAUUAUCCGCACCUUUCAAAAUCCCAACUCUGUGCAGCGGGCUAUUCUGGGGAGGACACUUGCAAGGGAGAUUCUGGUGGCCCACUUAUGCUGCAAUAUGAAGGAAAAUACUUCGUUUCUGGUGUAGUUAGUGGUAAAAGAGCUGACGCUCCGUGCGGGACGUCUGUUCCCUCUUUGUACACAAAUGUGUAUCAACAUUUGGACUGGAUUCGUAGAAAUAUUAGAAAUUAAUAGUUUGACUACCUAAAACAUUAUGUCAAAGAAAUUUAAUGAAACCGGAUCUCGUCUCCAAUGAGCUUGGUGAUUUUUAUUAUUUAUUGAACUUGUUUUCAAAAACAUAGCAUGUGACUAAAUGUGAAUGUUACAUUCUAACGUAGAAUUAUUUAUGUUAUUAAUUCACAAUAAAGAUAAAACAAAUUAAAUCACACUUAAACCCAACCAUUUAUUGUUUUUAUUUAACUUAUGGAUAUAUUUUAAAUCUCAGUUUUAACAUCAGUUUGCAAAUAAUUCUUGUUUUUCUUUUAGUCAAUUGUUAGAAACAAGAAAUAAAUAUUGUGUUAAUACAUUAAUUAAUUAAUUAAUAAUAUAUUAAUUGUAUGUGAUUAACUCUGACUGGUCGCAUUGUAUAAUUAUAUUUUAAAGUAGUUGCUAUGACCGGUGAUACAUUUGCCGCUAUUUUUUGUGAGCGAUCAGUCCUUUAUGGUUUUAAAAAGAGAGGAGAAUAAACGCUGUUGAAAUGUAA